AGCCCGGGGAAGAGUGCGGCCAGGCGCCGGCGGAAGGGAGAGGGACCUGCCGAGGGUUCCCGCCGAGCCCCGAGGGACGUCGCAAUCCCGCUGCCCACGGCGCGACCUCCCCCAUUGUCCCCAGGCGCGCGGUUCCCAAAUUGGGAGGGAAACGGCCCGCGGGUGGACCCGGGCCGCAGCGGCCGCGCCGUGCGGGCGGGGAGCCCGUAGGUCCGUGGGCGCGUCUUCGGCGGUGCUCCCCACUCCUCCGGGCGGUUAGGGGCGCAGGGCCGCCCCUCGCUGCCGGGGCGCUUCGCGGGCUCGUCUUUGUCUCCCGAUGCCCGGCGCCUGACAUCUCUCCGGACGGCGAGCGAGGGAAUCUGGAAAAGUUUUGAGCAAAACAUCAUUUCUCUAAGAAAAUUUUGGAUAACAGAAGUUCUGGAUAACAGGGCAAACCACCUCAGUCACCAUGAGUUGGAGCUUCCUGACUCGCCUACUAGAGGAGAUCCACAACCAUUCAACGUUUGUGGGGAAGAUCUGGCUCACUGUACUGAUUGUCUUCCGGAUUGUCCUUACAGCUGUAGGAGGAGAAUCCAUCUAUUACGACGAGCAAAGCAAAUUUGUGUGCAACACAGAGCAGCCAGGCUGCGAGAACGUGUGCUAUGAUGCCUUUGCACCCCUCUCCCAUGUGCGCUUCUGGGUGUUUCAGAUCAUCUUGGUGGCGACCCCCUCAGUGAUGUACCUGGGCUAUGCCAUUCAUAAAAUUGCCAAGAGGGAGCAUGGUGAAACUGACAAGAAGGCGGCUCAGAGCAAGCCUUAUGCAAUGCGCUGGAAACAGCACCGGGCUCUGGAAGAAACAGAAGAGGAUCAUGAAGAGGAUCCCAUGAUGUAUCCAGAGAUGGAAUUAGAAAGUGAAAAAGAAAAUAAAGAGCAGAACCAACCUAAACCCAAGCAUGAUGGCCGACAGCGGAUUCGGGAGGAUGGACUCAUGAAAAUCUAUGUGCUGCAGUUGCUGGCAAGGACCGUGUUUGAGGUGGGCUUUCUAAUAGGGCAGUAUUUUCUGUAUGGUUUCCAAGUCCACCCAUUUUAUGUGUGCAGCAGACUGCCUUGCCCUCAUAAGAUAGACUGCUUUAUUUCUAGACCCACUGAAAAGACCAUCUUCCUUCUGAUAAUGUAUGGUGUUACAGGCGUCUGCCUAGUGCUUAACAUUUGGGAGAUGCUUCAUUUAGGCUUUGGGACAAUUCGAGACUCACUAAAUAGUAAAAGGAGGGAAGUGGAAGAUCCGGGUGCUUAUAAUUAUCCUUUCACUUGGAAUACACCAUCUGCUCCCCCUGGCUAUAACAUUGCUGUCAAACCAGAUCAAAUCCAGUAUACUGAACUGUCCAAUGCUAAGAUUGCCUACAAGCAAAACAAGGCCAACAUCGCUCAGGAACAGCAGUAUGGCAGCCGUGAGGAGAACCUCCCAGCUGACCUGGAGACUCUGCAGCGGGAGAUCAGGAUGGCUCAGGAGCACUUGGAUAUAGUAAUUCAGACCUACAGCCACCAAAACAACCCACCUGGUCCCCGGGGGAAAACCAAAGUGGGGUCCAAAGCUGGGUCCAACAAAAGCAGUGCUAGUAGCAAAUCGGGGGAUGGGAAGACCUCUGUCUGGAUUUAAUCUUGACUGGGCUUAAAACUUGUGCUCUUCAUAGUCUGUGGUAAGCAGCGGCUCACUGAAUAAUGACUUCCAUUGAGCAAACAUUUGGCUCUGGUUAUCUUCAGGGAUGCUGUUGGCUCAGGAUCCAAGCUCAGGGGACUCUGAAGGCGGGGCUGAGACAGUGGGGAGGAGAGGGAAACACAGUGUUCCUGGGCACAUGUUCCAGCAGUAAUACAGUUGCAGAACUUUACAUUUGUGUCUUCCAGAUCUGGAAAGAACAUAUAUUUAAAUCAUUCUUGUUGAACAGUUUUUGUAUGUACAGUAUUAUGGUACAUUUUUUUAGUAUGAAAACUUUUGUAUUUGUACAUUGGACUGCGUAGUUAUACUUUUAUAUUAAAGGGGAAAAAAUCCUUAAGGUAAUACCUAUUAGGCUAGUGUGAUUACUUUGUUCAGCAAUUCUACCGUGGGUUUGAAGUUUUAAUAGAUGCUACACCUAAUAAAAGUGCCUCUGGUGUUACAGGGAAGAUUUCAGAUGUGUAAGGAACUUGAGGAGGAAUCAGUUUUCAGUCUUGGAAAGAAAAUCUAUAGUAGAAGGAGGUUGAGAUCUUCUUUUCUUGAGAAAUCUUUGACUCUCAUUCAUGUGGCCACAGUAUCCAGUCUUUGAAAACCUAUUUGUAUUUGGAGAUAAAUGACUCACUGCAGGAUUCCUGUAAGUAUCCAGCAUUGCCAGUAUGUUUUGAUAUGCUGUCAUACAAUUUAAGUUCUUUCAAGAGGCUGAUACCCAUCCAGUAGCAGUGUGGAGACACUGGCUAGAAUUGUCACUAAGAUUCCUCAAUCACAAAGCAAAGCCACCCCUGGAAAAUGAGCCCUAAUAGGACCUGUUUGAUUUGCCUUAACUCUAUCCAGAAACCUGCCUCUCUGGUUUCUUAAGAAGCCAGUGAUGGAUAUUUUCUUCAUAUGUUAAUAUCAGAAAUAACAAAAAUUCCUUUGUAGGCUAAGAAUACUCAAAGCUACUUGUACUGCUUAUGGCAGAAGGCCUAAGUCCAAAUUCCUUACUUUUUUUAUAAUUUACCAUGGAACUUUUGUAAUUUACAU
Messenger RNA from Manis javanica (Malayan pangolin), 2710 nucleotides. It is a transcript of the gene GJC1, whose product is annotated as gap junction protein gamma 1. Gene Ontology annotation, molecular function: gap junction channel activity. The record is from RefSeq and is a predicted model, not a curated record. NCBI's taxonomy places the organism in Eukaryota, Metazoa, Chordata, Mammalia, Pholidota, Manidae. Gene Ontology annotation, biological process: cell-cell signaling. Gene Ontology annotation, cellular component: connexin complex.